CCGGUGGGCUCCUUCACGAGUGCGGCAGCCCUGCCAGCCCUGCACCAGCAGCAGGGUCACAGCCAUGUCUCUGUUCGCUGUGGAAAGAAGCAUAAGCUAGAAGAAGAGGCGGAAGGUUGUCCUGUGAGGAAGAAGAGACUGACAGGAGCCAAAAAUUGCCCUUUGAAUCCCAACACAGAAGAAUGGAUUCUCUGUGCAGGUCAGCAGGCAGCUGGGGAGGUAGCAAGUCAGUAUGGUGGCAGCGGUCCUGAAACUGCCAUGUUAGAAAUUCCCUGUGAAGAAAUGGAUCAGACAAUGGGGGAACAGCAAUGCGAGGUUGCUCGCAGGAAGCUUCAGGAAAUUGAGGACAGGAUAAUUGAUGAAGAUGAGGAAGUUCAUGCUGAUGGAAAUGUUAGCAAUCUGCCCACUCUUAUCCUGUCAGAUACCCUUAAAAAAGGGAUGAAGAGGGAUUUUGGUGAAGUCCUGACAAAGAAAAUAAUAGAAUCUAUGAGCCGUCCUUCUAUGGAGCUGGUGCUUUGGAAACCUCUUCCUGAAUUUCUCACAGAUAAACUGAAGUCUGUUUCUGUUAAGAACUUCAAGCAGCAGAGUACAGAAGGGUGUCAAGCUAAGCAGUCAACGCCAAGAGCUGCUUUUGACCCACAGACUGAAACAUUCCCCGAACCACAACAGACUGCCAUGUCUCCAGAUCCCUAUGCUAGUUUGGGAAUCUCUGGGUGUGCAGAAGAAGAAAUGGAGUUGUAGAUGCCAGAUUUUAGACUGAAAGUGGUGAGCUUCUGAUGUUUUUUGUUGCUGUUUUUUGACUCCCUCUUUCUUUCUGGUUUGAUGCGUGAUUCUGAAGUUUUAUUAUUUGGCUUUGUUUUUCCUACUAACAACGUUAAGAAUGUGGAUUGGCCAGACACAACUUAAGGGAACUGAAAAAAACCCCCAAGAUUUCUGUACUUCGGUCUAUUAAAUAUUCUUGGUUUUAAUGAGAAGGUAAUCCAGAGGCCUCUGGAACAAGGAAGUAGCUGUCCAUCUUGUUUAAUGCUGAAAUAUCCUCCUAAUUGUCCUUGGUAAAGUAGAAAAUCUAAACAUUGAAUGUAACUGGCUUAAGCCACAUCUUUCACUUACUGAGCCAUUAAGACCUUGGUGCACAUACUGCGCUUGGUCAGUUAGUUUGAGUUACAAAAAGGUAUGGAAAGGAAGAAAUACUUUUGAGUCUAGUCACAGGUAGAAAAGCGAUCCCUGUGGAAAUACAGCUUUUCACACAGUUUCCUCUGUGGCUGGUUUGUACUUGAUGUAAACUCAAAUGUAGAAAUUACACAUUCUGCAGUGUGGUAGGGAAGGAAUGUUACAGCUGAGCAUAAGCAUCUUGCUUUACAGAAAGUAAAGCCAGCUAUUGACUCCCAGGGCAUCUACUAACUUCAGUCAUUUUUGGUUCGUUGACUCCUAAAUUGUCUGUGGGUUUCCGAUGCUCCCCAAAUGAUGCAAAGUCUGGAGAAAAGUGGUUCUCAGCCAAUUGACUCACAUUUUACAUUAUGCUGUGAUUCCUCAUAUGCAUCAAGUUGGAAGGUCAGUUGAAGACAGUGUAGCUUUUGAUUAAAUAAAUGGCAUCCUUUUAAUUUUGAUGAACAUGGUAAGUAAAUCGGAUAACAGCCGAUAUUCUGGCGUAAAGAGGGUCAAAUGCUGAUUAUCAUCUGUGACCAAGUCCCAGACUUUGAGACUGGUGGCAUUGGUGGUGAAGUAAAAAAGAUACUUGUCUUCUUCCUGAAGGAAUCUAGACUGAAAAUUUAAGCCAGAACGUGUGCCACUAACAUAACAUCACAUAGUUUAUACAGAUGUAUGCCAAAAUAAUUUUGUACUCUGCUUAGGGUGUUAAGAAAAGGAAUCCUCAGUGAGUUACUGCUUGUAGCUUUUAUCAAUGCACAACAGUUCCAUUACGCUUAAAACCCUUAAACAAGGCAGAGAAUCUUACCUUCUGUUCUUAAGACCUUGAGCUUUCUCAGAGAUAGCUGAAUUGAGGCUUUUUGUAAGAAAUUCCUCUCCAAGUAAUAGGUUCUGUUCAGAGCCUUAGCAUCCCAGUCUGGUUUUGACAUCUUGCUAACAUAAAGGAGCAAGUACACAGUAAUGCAGCUAUCUGCAUAAGAAAAUCUACUCUUCCUUUGCACCGCUAACUGAUAAUCUUUGUGAUGGUAUUUUUUUACUGUCGAAUAACCCAUAGUCCAUAGUUAAAAUCAAGCUUCUCUUUUUGCUGUCAUCCUUUCUUUCCUUUUGGCUGACAGC
Molecule: messenger RNA, 2262 nt
Organism: Egretta garzetta (little egret)
Lineage: Eukaryota; Metazoa; Chordata; Aves; Pelecaniformes; Ardeidae
Gene: CCDC117
Product: coiled-coil domain containing 117
Exons: 5
Source: RefSeq, a predicted model, not a curated record